Phialemonium atrogriseum is the source of this 1701-nucleotide messenger RNA. RefSeq names its product general substrate transporter. NCBI's taxonomy places the organism in Eukaryota, Fungi, Ascomycota, Sordariomycetes, Cephalothecales, Cephalothecaceae. Gene Ontology annotation, cellular component: membrane. The record is from RefSeq and is a predicted model, not a curated record. Gene Ontology annotation, biological process: transmembrane transport; carbohydrate transport. The transcript has 3 exons. Gene Ontology annotation, molecular function: carbohydrate:proton symporter activity. The coding region runs from base 1 to 1701 and encodes 566 amino acids.
AUGGCGAUUGCCAUGGGCUGGCACAAGCCCGAUAAUGUCGCCGGCUCGUCGGCUCCCGCCAUCAUGGUCGGCCUCUUCGUGGCCACCGGCGGGAUGCUGUUCGGCUACGAUACAGGGUCCAUAAACGGCAUUCUCGCAAUGAAGUCGUUCGUGAGGCAGUUCACAACCGGCUACAUCGACCCGAAAACACACGAGUUCGCCAUCUCCCCGGACGAAGUUUCGAUCAUCGUCGCCAUGCUCAGCGCCGGAACCGUAUUAGGCGCCUUGCUCGCCGCUCCCUCGGGCGAUACCAUCGGUCGGCGGCGCUCUCUCAUCGCCUCAGUGGGAGUAUUCUGCUUCGGCGUGAUAUUCCAGGUUUGCGCCCAUAACAUACCCUUGUUGCUGGUUGGAAGGUUCUUUGCUGGUGUCGGAGUUGGAACAGUUUCGGUCCUCGUACCGCUCUAUCAAUCGGAAAUGGCGCCGAAAUGGAUAAGAGGAACUCUAGUCUGCGCCUACCAACUAUCUAUUACCGUGGGAUUGCUGUCGGCUUCCAUCGUUAAUAUCAUAACCUACGAAAUCGAUGGGUCCGCAGCGUAUCGGAUCCCCAUGGGCCUUCAGCUCACAUGGGCCUGUGUCCUUGCGCUGGGUCUACUGGUCCUCCCGGAAACACCACGAUAUCUCAUCAAGCGCGGGCAAAAGGAGGCCGCUGCCCUGUCACUUAGUCGACUUCGCCGCCUUGACAUCACCCAUCCUGCCCUCGUGGAAGAACUCGCCGAGAUCGAGGCCAACCACGAAUAUGAACUAGCCUUAGGUCCCGAUACCUAUAAGGACAUCUUCUUCGGCUCCCCGCACCUCGGACGGCGGACACUGACGGGUUGCGGCCUGCAGAUGCUGCAGCAACUCACCGGUGUGAAUUUCAUCAUGUACUAUGGUACAACCUUCUUCAACGGAGCAAACGUCUCCAAUCCUUUCCAGAUAUCUGUCAUCAUGCAGGUCAUCAACACCGUGUCUACCAUCCCUGGUCUGCUCGUUGUCGAAUCCUGGGGUCGACGAAACCUGCUCAUUAUCGGAGCCAUUGGAAUGGCCAUCUGCCAAUUGCUUAUUGCCUCAUUUACCACCGCAGUUGGAGAUUCCAUGCCAACCACAGCCAACAAGGUCCUCAUCACAUUUGUUGCCAUCUACAUCUUCUUCUUCGCUGCCUCGUGGGGCCCAGUCGCGUGGGUCGUCACGUCCGAGAUCUACCCUUUGAAGGUCAGGGCGAAGUCCAUGUCUAUCUCGACUGCCUCGAACUGGCUCCUCAACUUUGGCAUCGCCUAUGGAACCCCGUACAUGGUCGAGACCGGCCAAGGCUAUGCCGAUAUGGGCGCCAAAAUCUUCUUCGUAUGGGGGGCGUUCUGCAUCGUUGCUGUCUUCUUUGUCUGGUGUAUGAUCUACGAGACAAGCAAGAUCAGUUUGGAGCAGAUCGACGAGAUGUACGAGAGAGUCGACUACGCUUGGAACAGCAAGCGGUUCGAGCCGAGCUGGAGCUUCCAGCAGAUGCGAGAUUUUGGAUAUUCCGACAGCGGCGUCCAGCCCCAGGAACAAGCACACGAACUCCAACCGGCCCGGACGAGCAGCACUACUACCACGUCGAAUUCGGAUACUGGCGUUAGCGGGACAAGCACUUCUUCACAAGACGAUAAAGUCAAUCCACAAAUGGGUAAUGUCGACUUCAGUUACUGA